CCUAACGCGGCCUCCGCAGCCGAGCCGAGCCGGGCCAAACCGAGCCGGGCCGAGCCUCCCGGCGGCGGCCAUGUCGCGGGGCGCCGUGCGGGUGCUGCGCCUGGGCCCGCUGCCUUACGCCGAGGCGCUGCGGGUGCAGGAGCGCUGCGUGGGGGCGGCCCGGGCCUCAUCCUGCCGCGGUGCGGAGCCCCGUCCCCACCUUCCCCCGGCGGCGGAGAGCGUGGUGCUGAGCGAACCGGCCGGCCCCGUCUACGCCUGGGGGCUGCGGGGAGCCCCGGCGGCGGAGCUGGCGGCGAGGCUGCGGGAGAAAGGAGCGGGGCUGGCGGCGGUGCGGCGGGGGGGCCACGUUACCUUCCACGGCCCCGGGCAGCUGCUCGCCUUCCCGGUGCUCGACCUCCGGCGCCGCCGCUUGGGGCUGCGGGGCUACGUGGGGAGCUUGGCGGAGGUGGGGGUGAGGCUGUGCCGCCGCCUCGGGCUGCCCGCAGCCCGCGCCCUGCCGCCGCCGCUCACCGGGGUGUGGCUGGGGGACGGCAAGGUGGGCGCCAUCGGGGUGCACUGCGGGCACUACAUCACCUCGCACGGGCUGGCGCUGAAAUACUGCUGCACCGACCUCGCCUGGUUCGAGCACAUCGUGCCCUGCGGGCUGGAGGGGAAAGGCGUCACCUCGCUGAGCGCGAGCUGGCCGCCACGUCCCCGUCGACGAAACGUCCUCGAGCCCUUCCUCGACUGCUUCCAGGAGGUCUUCGACUGCGCCUUGGUGUUUUCGGAGGAACCGAGGACUAGGAGGGCGCCCGGGGCUGGGGGGGCGGCGGGGGGGGUCCCAGCUGCGAGCUGGGGGCUCGGCGGCGGCGAACGCCGCAUCCCGACGGGGCUGCCCCGUGCUCUGGUUUUGGGACAGGAGGCCUGGCUUUUGGGGCUGCUGGACGGCCCGAAGUGCUGUGGGGGCUGCCCGACCCCGGCCCUAUAGCUUCUCAGGCACCCGGGGGUGCUGUGGGGCGUGCCGAUGCUGUGAGGCCCCCGUGGUCUGGGGGGGUCCGGCUCCUGCUUGAGACGCUGUGAAAAUAAUGCUGCUUUUUGGUCGGGGGCCGGAUCCUGCGCGCCUCAGCCAGGGGCCGGUUAGCGCCGCGGGAAGUGCCCCAAUGACAACUUUUGUGGUGGCUCUUCCUCUCUUCCCCCAAAAAUCCAGAGCUGGGGUGGGUGCUUGCUCACCCCCGGGACAAGAGGGAGAGGCUGGGGUUGCUGAAGCGUCCUUCCUUGCUGCCACCGCACAAAAACCGGCAGAUUCUAUAUAAAGAGAGUGUCUGGGAA
Molecule: messenger RNA, 1308 nt
Organism: Cygnus atratus (black swan)
Lineage: Eukaryota; Metazoa; Chordata; Aves; Anseriformes; Anatidae
Gene: LIPT2
Product: lipoyl(octanoyl) transferase 2
Exons: 2
Coding region: 71-967 (298 amino acids)
Biological process (GO): protein lipoylation
Cellular component (GO): mitochondrion
Molecular function (GO): lipoyl(octanoyl) transferase activity
Source: RefSeq, a predicted model, not a curated record